AUUGACAGGGCUUCGUUUCCCCACCAUCAUCUCUAACCAAAGGUUACAUUUAUAGCUAGCCAGGUCCUCCUAUAUGAUCAAAACCCCUAACCUUAAAUUUCUUCUGAAGGCACCCACACCACACCCUUGAGUAAUUACCUCGCUAGCUAUAUAUAUAGCACCAGAGUCUCUUUUGUGUUUUCAUAGUAUGAACCUUGAAGAGAAAGUUGAAAUGGACUUGGUUCCACAACCUGAGCAUCUCUGCUAUGUCCGCUGCAACUUCUGCAACACUGUUCUGGCUGUAGUUGGGAUCCCAUGCAAAAGGUUGUUAGACACGGUGACAGUGAAAUGCGGCCAUUGCAGCAAUCUCUCCUUUCUCAGCACCAGGCCUCCGUUGCAAGGUGAAUGCCUCGAUCCCCAAACUACCCUCACUCUCCAGAGUUUCAGCGGUGAUUUCAUGAAGGGUACUUCGUAUUCAUCGUCAUCGAGCGACCCAUCGUCUCCCAAAGCGCCAUUUGUUGUAAAACCUCCUGAGAAGAAACACAGGCUCCCAUCCGCUUAUAAUCGGUUUAUGAAGGAGGAGAUACAGCGCAUUAAAGCAGCAAAUCCUGAAAUUCCACAUAGAGAAGCUUUCAGUGCAGCGGCUAAAAAUUGGGCUAGGCAUAUCCCAAAUUCUCCACAAGCAGCAGCAUCAGUUUCUGAAAGCAGCAGCAAUGGUUUCAAUCAAAUUUUCAAGGAAUGAAGAAGAAGAGAUAUUAGUGCAGCAAGUUGCAAAGCUUGAGAUGCAGCUGGCCUUGACUGGACUGCUACAAAGAAGAUUUAAUCCAUAUUUAACGUAACUUUGAUUUGUAUCUCAAACUUUCUUAACUAUCAUCUUUUAAUAUUUUAAGUAUAUGCAUGUU
Molecule: messenger RNA, 881 nt
Organism: Hibiscus syriacus
Lineage: Eukaryota; Viridiplantae; Streptophyta; Magnoliopsida; Malvales; Malvaceae
Product: protein CRABS CLAW-like
Exons: 7
Coding region: 188-721 (177 amino acids)
Biological process (GO): multicellular organism development; cell fate commitment; leaf development
Cellular component (GO): nucleus
Source: RefSeq, a predicted model, not a curated record